CUCUUUCCUCAUUCCUGGACUUGCAGGAGGACGUUGUCUCAGUCCUGUGACAUCGAAGCCUGUCAUUCUCUCCUCAAGGACCGCCUCAAACUGACCAAGACUCCUUUCUCCAGCCACCUAGAAGAGCCCAGAAUCUUCCACUGUGUGAUGCUGUGGCUCCUGUUGCUGUGUCUGCUCUGGGCAGGGUCCCUGGUUGAGACGGCGGAGUAUGAGCUCAAGUUGACCCCCAGUUCGGUAACAGUACAGGAGGGUCUGUGCAUCUAUGUGUCCUGCCAAGUCCGUUUCCCGGCUUCCAGUAGUUCUGCUUUUGGCUACUGGUUCCAGGAGAAGGCCGAUCCAAACAACCACCCUCCAGUGGCUACAAAUAACCCAAAUCUACCAGUUCAGAAGGAAGCUCAAGGUCGAUUUCAUCUCAUGGGGGGCCCAGAUACCCGUAACUGCUCCCUGGAGAUCAGAGACGUGAAGAGAAGUGACACACAAGUCUACUUCUUCAGGGUGGAUGACGGUAACAAAGUGAAGUACAGUUUUAAGGUUCCGAAGAACUUGAUGCUCUCUGUGAAUGUGAUAGCUCUGACUGCGACCCCUAACUUCCAAAUUAUGCCUACCCUGGUGUCUGGCACUUCCACCCAACUGAUCUGUUCUCUGCCCUGGGCUUGUGAGAGGGGAACACCCCCCGUCUUCUCCUGGAUGGCAUCUGCCCUCACCUCCCUGGGCCCUGGGACCACCCUCUCCUCAGAGUUGAAGCUCACACCCCAGCCCCGGGACCACGGCACUAACAUCACCUGUCAGGUGGCCUUCCCUGGUGUUGGUGUCACUGUGGAGAGGACUGAACAACUCAAUGUCACCUAUGCUCCACAGAAGCUGACCAUCAGGGCGUCCCGGGCAGAGAACACAGAACCUGAAACCCUGCACAGUGGCUCAUCUCUGCAUAUCCAAGAGGGUGAGUCCCUGCGCCUGGUCUGUGCUGCCGACAGCAACCCCCCUGCCAUGCUGAAGUGGGAGCAACAGACCCAGAAGCACAUCCAGCUCUCCAACGAGGAACUAUGGCUGCCAAGGGUGGAGUUGGAAGACCAUGGAAAAUAUGUCUGUGGAGCUCAGAACAGUCUAGGUGCUCAGGUGGCCUCUGUGAGCCUCAUCAUAAGGAGUUUUCUACAGCUGCUGGCACCCUCCUGCUCCUGGGAAGCUGAGGGUCUCCACUGCAGCUGCUCCUCCAGAGCCUGGCCCGCCCCCUCCCUGCGCUGGUGGCUGGGGGAGGGGCUGCUCGAGGGGAACAGCAGCAACAACUCCUUCCAGGUCACCUCCAGCUCCUCAGGACCAUGGGCCAACAGCUCCCUGAUCCUCAGCAAGGAGUUCAGCGCUGGUCACAGACUCCGUUGUGAGGCUUGGAACUACAAUGAGGUUCAGAGUGCCACUGUGUUGCUGCUGCCAGGUCAAGAGGUCACAAAGGACAAACCAGAACCCAGUAUAGGAGUGCUCCAAGGGGCCGUGGGAGGAGCUGGUCUCAUGGCUGUCUGCCUCUGCCUCAUCUUCUUCAUCGUGAAGCUCCUCAGAAAGAAAUCAGCCCUGAAAGUAGCAAGCAUCGAAGGCAAUCCUCCUGCUGGGAGCCCUGUCUCAAGCAUGAUUUCGUCUGGCAUUUUGGGUCACCUGAAUGCAUCAGAGUCACAAAACCAGAAAGAUCGGCCACCUUUUGCCACAGUCCUACACACUCUCGCGGAUGAGCCUGAACUCCACUACGCCUCCCUUUCCUUCCAUAACCUGAAGCCCAGGCAGCCUCAGAACACGGAGACCAUCAAGUCUGAUUACACCGAGAUCAAGAUCCGCAAGUGCUGACACUCCUUGUGCCAGGUGUCCCAGCACUGCCUGGCGUCCCAGGAAGGCAUGGCUGAGGACAGCGUAAGUUAGGGGCAGAUUGUGAUGAUCAGUGGCUUCCUAAGCCAAGGGUUAUGAAGGGGCAGGAGGGAGUCUUAGGAGGAAUGAAGGUCACAGGGUUCCUGGGUUCAAGUCCAGAUUUAGUGUUAUUCCCACAGCAGCAGCCUUUCCUCGUGUGGCCUCUCUUCAUUCUCUGUAAAGUAGGGUCGUAUUCAUAAGGUGUGACAAGGAGAAAAUGCAAUGUUUAUUAUUAAUUGUGUUGCUUUAUGUUGCCUCGGCAGUGGGAGAAAAUUCUGACAUUAUUACAUACUUGAAUUUUACUUGUAUAUUUUAAAGAAUAUAUGUUAAUUCUUAAAGUGAUUCUGUUUUUCGUUUGUUUGUUUGGUUAGUUUGGGGUUGGGGGGAGCUUCUAUUGGAAAUAGAUUCUUUCUUAUACAGUAUAUCCUCAUUACAGUUACUGCUCCCUCUAUUCUGCUCAGUUCCUCCCACCUCCUCUCCCAUCCAGAUCCAAUCCACUCCCUUUCUGUUUCAUUAGAAGAGAACAGACUUCCAAUAGAUAACAACAAAACAUAAAAUAAAAUGCAAUAAGCUAAAACAAAACCAUCACCAAAAGUUGGACAAGCCAAACCAACAGAAGGAAAAGAACCCAAGAGAAGACACAAGAAUCAUGCACACACUCAGGAGUUCUAUAAAAAUACUAAACUGAAAUUUUUAGAAUAUAUGCAGAGGACCUGGUGUAGACUCAUGUAGGCCCUGCUUGCUGCUUCAGUCUCUGUGAGCUUCUGUGAGAUUUGCUCAGUUAAUUCAAAGGGCCUUGUUCUCUCCCUGGCUCUUACACUCCUCUUUCCAGCCCUCUUCCACAGGGUUCCUUGAGAUCUGAGGGGAGAAAUUUGAUGGAGACAUUCCAUUUAGAGUUGUUUGUUCCAAGAUCUCUCCCUCCCCGCAUAUAGUCUGACCGUGGGUUUCUACACCUGUUCCUGUCUUCGGCAGGGAAGAGAUUCUCUGAUGACGGCACUGAUCUAGGAGUCCAGCAGGAUAUCAUUGUUGGGUCUUUAUGUGAUGUGGGUAUCAGGGUAACCAUGGCUUAGUAAAAUGAAUUGGGUGAUGUUCUUUCUGUUUCUAUUUUGUAAAAUAGUUUGAGGAGUAUUGACAUUAACUCUUCUUUGAAAAUCUUGUAGCAUUCUGGGUUAAAAUCAUCUGAACCUGGGCUUUUUUUUUUGAUUGGGAGAUUUUAAUGACUUCUAUUUCACUCAGGGUUACAGUUCCAUGUAAGCUGCUUAUCUGAUCUUGACUUACUUUGGUAAAGAGUAUUGUUCGUAUAAAGGUUAAUA
Messenger RNA from Alexandromys fortis (reed vole), 3200 nucleotides. Its product is annotated as sialic acid-binding Ig-like lectin 5. NCBI's taxonomy places the organism in Eukaryota, Metazoa, Chordata, Mammalia, Rodentia, Cricetidae. The record is from RefSeq and is a predicted model, not a curated record. Gene Ontology annotation, molecular function: sialic acid binding. The coding region runs from base 148 to 1830 and encodes 560 amino acids. The transcript is spliced from 9 exons. Gene Ontology annotation, biological process: cell adhesion. Gene Ontology annotation, cellular component: plasma membrane.